AUGGUACCAGGUUUGGUAGUUUAAUUUUGAUAUUAACAUUGUUUUCAAUUUAGAAUCAAAUUCCCUGAAAUGCUACCAAUGCAACGGAUGGCACGGCGAAUAUCCCCUAAGGUAAAAAAAUAUCUAUGUUGAUUUUAAAAUCAAAUCGCGGGUGGGAGCAGAGCUCAGCAAACCGUAGGUUUGCUUGUCAGAACUGUAUAUUCAUUUAGAUAUUCAACUGCAGCGACGUGCGACAACCGAAACAACCAAUGCGAGACGACUCAAGUGAAUUUUUUUCUGUAAACUUCUUUUAAAACAUUUUUUUUUAGUACUGUGUAAAAAUAAUCGACCCAAUGUCACCAGGGAUUAAUUAUGUCACUUAUAAAAGUGACUGUUUUUAUCAAACUCAAAUACAAGUGAACCCAACCAAUCUCAGUUAUGUACAAGGAAAAAUCUGUUUUCCAUACCAAGAUGGAUCAGCUCCAGUGAAAAGGUGAAAAAUGCCAUAUUAACAUUUGACUCUUCAAUAAAAAAAAAUUAAUUAAAGGUGGUAUUACUGCUUCUGUAAUGAUCGAGAUUACUGUAACUCGGCCUUUGGAUACUCGAUUGCUUCACUUACUUUCACAAUCUUUAUUAAUUUGUUCUCAACUUACUGA
Molecule: messenger RNA, 635 nt
Organism: Caenorhabditis sp. 36 PRJEB53466
Lineage: Eukaryota; Metazoa; Nematoda; Chromadorea; Rhabditida; Rhabditidae
Source: the annotation of a GenBank genome assembly